This is a messenger RNA of Paramormyrops kingsleyae, 477 nucleotides long. RefSeq names its product ribosomal protein L34 (gene rpl34). Gene Ontology annotation, cellular component: ribosome. Gene Ontology annotation, biological process: translation. Gene Ontology annotation, molecular function: structural constituent of ribosome. NCBI's taxonomy places the organism in Eukaryota, Metazoa, Chordata, Actinopteri, Osteoglossiformes, Mormyridae. The record is from RefSeq and is a predicted model, not a curated record.
GUUGAUUUGUCUUCACCUUUGACCCUGGCCGAAGCUCUUCCUUUUCCGGUUUAGGUGCUAGCAGAACAGUUGGACAUAAACAUGGUCCAGCGCCUGACUUACCGUCGUAGGUUGUCCUACAACACCGCUUCCAACAAAACCAGACUCUCGCGGACUCCUGGCAAUCGGAUUGUCUACCUGUACACCAAGAAAGUCGGCAAGGCCCCCAAGUCCGCCUGCGGCAUCUGCCCCGGCAGACUGCGUGGUAUCCGUGCAGUGAGACCCCAGGUCUUGAUGAGGCUCUCAAAGACCAAGAAACAUGUCACACGGGCCUAUGGUGGGUCCAUGUGCGCCAAAUGUGUGCGCGACAGGAUCAAGCGUGCUUUUCUGAUUGAAGAACAGAAGAUUGUAGUCAAGGUUCUGAAGGCGCAGGCACAGAGCCAGAAAUCAAAGUAAAUGACUAUUUGUUUUUGGCAAUAAAGGAUCUGGAAAAAUGUA